AUGACAGAUCAAGUGACCACUUUAAAAUCUCUUGGUGUAUCAGUGGCUACGAUCAAUUCCAACACUACUCAUGAGGAGAGACAGCGAGUUUUCGAGGACAUGCUUUGUGGCCACCCGGUCACACGUCUUCUUUAUGUCACGCCAGAAUUGUGCCAGACAGACAACUUCCGCCGCCGCCUACUCAUAGUUCACAAGCAAGGCCAGCUUAUACGCGUUGCCAUUGAUGAAGCGCAUUGCAUCAGUGAAUGGGGCCAUGAUUUCCGCCCGGCUUACAAAAACCUAGGCUGGUUCAGAAGGAAUCUUGUCAACCCGACUGUGCCCAUCACUGCGUUGACAGCGACUGCGACCCCCGAUAGCGCAGAAGAUAGCCAGCUGCAGAACCUGCUGAGAUGGCUUCGGGGCAUCCAAGCCCGACGCGAAGCCCGACUUGGCAGUGGAGUAGCGCUGCUGCCUCCAAUGUCAGGGAUCGUAUAUGUGGGGACUCGAGCUUUGGCUGAGCAUCUUGCCAGCCGGCUAUCCCAAUCCUCGGACGAGAUGGUCACGGCGGUGGCAUACCACGCCGGCGUGGAAGCCGCCAAACGCGCACAAAUCCAAUCAACAUGGAAGUCAUCUCGGUCAUUCCAACCAGCUGGUGGGGAAAAGACACCCGCUUUUUCCAUUAUUGUGGCAACAAAUGCUUUCGGGAUGGGAAUUGACAAUCCAGACGUCCGCUUUGUCGUGCAUUGGACACCACCGCGAAGUUUCGAAAGCUUUGUUCAAGAGUCGGGCCGUGCAGGUCGAGACGGCCGCGCCGCGACCUCACUUGUCUACUACGGAAUUCAAGAGAGGAACUUCAUAGAGACUAUGAUCCACCGUGAUACUGAAUCCCACCGUGCGAACGGCCCCGAAAACCGAGAGGCCAAGCUUGAAAGCUUCGGCAAGGUCAUUCGGUACUGUGAGAGUAUUAGGAGGUGUAGACAUGAACUGAUCAAACAGUUCUUUGGUGAUUUCGAGCUGGAAGAAAUGGGGUCACAACUGCCAGCCAGAGAGGGUGCGUGUGUUACGAGCUCGUCCCCUUGCGACUUCGCCUGCGAUUUCUGCAAAGAGGGCCAUGCCGGGUUGGCCAAACGCCGGGAGAAAAUGGCAUCUGAGACUGAGAUGGCUCUCCUAUACGCGGAUUUCGACUGA
Messenger RNA from Penicillium robsamsonii, 1167 nucleotides. RefSeq names its product putative RecQ family helicase RecQ. Gene Ontology annotation, molecular function: 3'-5' DNA helicase activity; nucleic acid binding; four-way junction helicase activity. The coding region runs from base 1 to 1167 and encodes 388 amino acids. Gene Ontology annotation, biological process: double-strand break repair via homologous recombination. The record is from RefSeq and is a predicted model, not a curated record. The transcript is spliced from 3 exons. Lineage: Eukaryota; Fungi; Ascomycota; Eurotiomycetes; Eurotiales; Aspergillaceae. Gene Ontology annotation, cellular component: cytoplasm; chromosome.